Messenger RNA from Symbiodinium sp. CCMP2456, 856 nucleotides. NCBI's taxonomy places the organism in Eukaryota, Dinophyceae, Suessiales, Symbiodiniaceae. The record is from the annotation of a GenBank genome assembly.
AUGGACGUUGACGACAAGGUUGGUAACCUGUGCCUCAGUCUCCCGCGCAGGGCUCAUGCCCUUCAGCCGUGGGAGUCGGCGUCCUGGAUGGCUCGCUCAGCGGCCUGGCCGUGGGAGCUGUCAGUGACACAACCACCAGCAGUGGAUCCAGUACCCGUGGUGCACAGUUCCACUUUGGUUCUGAAGAGGGAAGCCGAAAAGUCUUCGGCCCCGGCAGUGCCGGAUUAUGACGGCGGCUUCGCCUUGGCCGUUUGCUCGCGGAGUACGGUGUACGAGGGCGAUCGACGGAGCUCGGCAGUCUUCAAGCUGACCGCUUUAGUAAAGGGUCGGCCGGAUGCUUUUUACAUCGUCGCACAGUGUGCCGAUUCCCAAGGUCGCGUCGAUCUUGACGAGCUCGACUUCAGCAUCAAAGCCGCCCUCAGCUACAAGGCCACCAACACGUGGGUUCGGCGGCUGAACUCCUUGUCUGCUUUCGUCCAGUGGGCGAGCACACAGUCACCACUGGCGACUCCUUUCCCAGUGACGGAGAAAGUGAAAUGGCGCUGUAUCCAGUGGAUGACGCGCAAUGGCAAAGGAGCUUCGAGUCCGUCGAGCCUGCUUCAGAGUCUGAACUGGUACUCCGGGGUUUGCGGCCUCGCCUUCGAGUCGGAGGUGACCAGCUCUCGGUUCAUCGGCCUUUGCAGGAGCACGGAGGCCAGCGCCCCGACCAUGUCCAGUCUCGUCGACAGCGUCGCGGAGUUCAAGAGCCGGGCCCAGCAAUUGUUGGGCGAAGAGGACGCUCGGAAGCUCCUCACAAACGACAUCAAGUCCUUCGGAGAGCUGGCCUACAGUGUAGCCGACCAGCCCGACCGCAUCA